Molecule: messenger RNA, 823 nt
Organism: Lindgomyces ingoldianus
Lineage: Eukaryota; Fungi; Ascomycota; Dothideomycetes; Pleosporales; Lindgomycetaceae
Product: 60S ribosomal protein L15
Exons: 7
Coding region: 35-646 (203 amino acids)
Biological process (GO): cytoplasmic translation
Cellular component (GO): cytosolic large ribosomal subunit; ribosome
Molecular function (GO): RNA binding; structural constituent of ribosome
Source: RefSeq, a predicted model, not a curated record
CCAAGCACGACGACCUGCCCCACGAUCAGUCAAGAUGGGUGCCCUUAAAUAUGUUGAGGAACUUCAGAAGAAGAAGCAGUCGGAUAUGAUGCGCUUCUUGAUGCGCGUGCGCUGCUGGGAGCUUCGCCAACUCAACGUCAUCCACCGUGCCAGCCGCCCAUCUCGCCCGGAUAAAGCCCGCCGUUUGGGAUACAAGGCCAAGCAGGGCUAUGUUAUCUACCGCGUCCGAGUCCGCCGUGGUGGUCGCAAGAGGCCUGUGCCAAAGGGUGCUACUUAUGGCAAGCCUACCAACCAGGGUGUAAACCAACUGAAGUACCAGCGCUCUCUCAAGUCCACAGCCGAGGAGCGUGUCGGUCGCCGUUGCGCCAAUCUCCGCGUGCUCAACUCGUACUGGAUCAACCAAGACUCGACCUACAAGUACUAUGAAGUCAUCCUCGUCGACCCUCAGCACAAGGCCAUCCGCCGUGAUCCCCGCAUCAACUGGAUCGUCAAGCCCGUCCACAAGCACCGCGAGAGCCGUGGUCUCACUGCCACUGGCAAGAAGAGCCGUGGCUUGGGCAAGGGUCACUCAUACAACAAGACGACUGCUGGCAGGAGGAAGACGUGGAAGCGACACAACACCCUCUCUCUCUGGCGCUACCGCUAGGUGGGGUGAGUGGGUUGGCCGUUUUAUGGACCUGGUGGUCAAACUCUCAUGCGAACAGAAUGGAGUGGAUGGAAUACUGUUUGGUAGGCUCCAUAGUCGGUCCAAGGGGCUGGUAAGGAAUUUGCCUUGCCCUAGCAUUUGCUGGGCCAAAACCGAAUGGAUUUAGCAUUUUCAGAA